Gossypium raimondii (Peruvian cotton) is the source of this 1134-nucleotide messenger RNA. RefSeq lists its product as uncharacterized. The transcript is spliced from 2 exons. Bases 51 to 902 code for a protein of 283 amino acids. NCBI's taxonomy places the organism in Eukaryota, Viridiplantae, Streptophyta, Magnoliopsida, Malvales, Malvaceae. The record is from RefSeq and is a predicted model, not a curated record.
UCAUCAAUAGAGAAGAAGACAACAAGUGGCAAAAUGGAGAGAAUCCAAAAAUGGAAAUGGCAGCAACAACAGUUCAACCAUGUCCUUCUUCUUUCAUCUUCUUCACUCAGCGACAAAAAACCCGCCUCCAUAAUAUCAUCCAUUUCCCAUUUCUCCUUCUCCCUCCUUCUCAUUUACGCCGUCGUUUCAGCUCAUCUGCAGCCAGAGAUAUCAAUAGCAGGAAAAGAAGAAGAAAGUGGGACUCAAAUGCCGAGACAAUUCGUGCCAAAGAUUUCACUUUUAACACCCAAAACAACGAAGAUGAAGAUGAUGAUGAAGAAGAAGAUUAUGAUGGUGAAACGGCAAGUUCUGGGAUUUUGGAGGAAGCUAUUGAUAGCCUUUGGAUUUUGAAGGCUUUCAAAUCCUUUGGUUGGGGGCUACCGCCCAUUUUACUUUCGCUGUUGUUUGCCAAUGGCCCGAAAGCUUUCCUCAUGGCAUUAGCACUUACAAUUGGACAGUCAGCAAUAGCUUUUGCCUUCGAAAAAGUUUUGGGAAAGUCACAAAGCAAGCAAAAGCGUAAUGCGAGGGCAAGGAAAACGAAAAAGUAUACAUCACGGCGCACAGUAAGAAAUAUUAAAAAGGAGAAACAAGUACAUGAAGGUCCAAAGAACAAAAAGGGAAUGAAAGGUUAUCAAUCAUGGGUCGUUGAUGACCAGGGCACAACUAGCUUUGGUGGAUGGGACGAGCUCGAUGGAACUGAACCAACGAGAACACCAUCAACAAUGGAAAACGGAUCAAAACGGACCACAAAACCAAAGGACAGGUUGAGUAUAAGCGAGACCGAAAGUAAUGAACCUUUGUUGUUGAGAUUGUUGAUUGCUGUUUUCCCAUUUUUAGGUUCUUGGACUAAGUUGUUUUGGUGAUUAUUACAUUUAUAGCACAACCUUAGUGUUGGAACAUGACAAUACUUACAUUUCUUGUGUGUAGCAUAGUUGCUUGUUCCGGUUCUCAAUCGAUUAUUUUGUCAGUCAUUCUUUAGGCUGGAACUAUAGAUCAACAAUCAUAAAGGAAACAUUUUUUUCCCACCGUGAGUGUAUCAAAUAAUAAUCUUUUUGAAAAAAAACCAUUCGUUAUACGAGUUUGGUUAUAAGUAUA